Amoebophrya sp. A120 is the source of this 11065-nucleotide messenger RNA. The record is from the annotation of a GenBank genome assembly. NCBI's taxonomy places the organism in Eukaryota, Dinophyceae, Syndiniales, Amoebophryaceae.
CAUACGGUGACGAGCAACAGAUACAGAUUUGAUCAUUGACACAGACAGUAUUUCGCAAUUUGAACAAAAAGAAAAACAAGAGCAAAUGACGCGCAAGGCGGGCGUCACACUCAACACAUGAUAGAGAUGAGCAACUUCUCAAGUGGAACUAGAACCAGCAACAGCAUGAUGCAGAACCGUGUUACCCGGCGGCGCAGCAUGUCGCCCAAAUCAUCUUCGGGUGGUCAAGGAAAGAUGCCCUGCCACGCAUGGAAAGACCGGCCAGAGGUUACAGGUAGUUAGUCCAUAUUUGAAAAAAAAAAUUGUUCUCUGUGAUGUCCGGAUGAGCAGCGACGAGCAUGCACAUCACCAAUUGUUAGCUGCACGAGGACCAACGAACUCCUUUUUGAAUAAAUUUUCGAACCCUGCAAUUUUUACUUCACCGACACCACCAGGUCCUAAAUGCCGCGAUCCGUUGAUCUUCGGUUCACCUCCGCCAAAACGAGGAACAAAGAGAGCGAAAGACAAUAUGGCGAAGAAAAGUUCUCGGGCAAAUGUCAACAUGAAAGAUUACGAGGACCCAGCAGCAAAUCAUGAGCACGCGAUAGACCAAGAACGACACCUGGAGCCAGAGCAUCAGCGGUCUCUUGAUUACCACCCCCGCGGAGGACCUUCCGUAGUUGUGGCAACAACUACGGCAAGGAAUCUUACCCGGAUGAAAAGCAGCGGCGGCUCAUCUUCUACUAGCCCGAAAAAACUACUAGACGACUCUCCGGUGAAAAUUUCAACGAACCCCUCGACGAACCACAAUAAAUCGACGUGGCAGCCGCAUAUCAGCACGGCAGCUCCCGGGGGUUCGACGGCUGCGAGUUCCUCUUUCUCGUCAUCUUCCUACAGACCAAUACUCGUCGGCGGCGGUGGUGGAGGUGCAGCACCCUAUAGAAGUGUUGUCACAAGGUCGUCACUCGCUUCCCCCCGAGGAGGCGGAGGUCUUUUCGGUGGAAUAAAUAUGAAAAGCAGUUCCACUACAGGAAAACAAGCGGCAACUGUCAUCCGACCGACACUGGUUUCUUCGUCCGGUUCGUUAUUCCAACCUGAGUCGCGCGUCAGCCUGCUCUCUUCGUCGAAGUCCUCCACUGUCACCGCUAGUUCGCCAGUGGAAGGGCGUGGCUCUAGUAGUCUACGCCAGAUGAACAGUCUGGCUGUGGCAAGAACAACAGCGGGAAAGAACUCCUCGUCCACCAGUACCGGCGCAGCAACAGCAGACGAACAUCAGGUCCCCGUUUCCAGGCGAACAUCAGGUCCCCGUCGUCCCGGCUCGUCCUCGCCCGCGGGGAAGGUCAUGAAAUCUCCCGUAGGCAGCACGAGGAGGCACGACCCGGGGGCAGUGAGCUUUUCCUCUUCUAAAACCUCUGCUGUGAGCAGUAUCGCGACCACGACCCGCCACCACGACUAUUCGCCGCCUCCCCGGCGGUUGAGCGCAGGUGCUGCCUCUACUUCCAAGUCUAGCUGUGAAAAGAACUACGAAGUGGAGCAACGACGGGGCGCUUCGGGCUGUAGCAAAUCUACUUCUACGAAAAAAUCCCCUGCGGCCACGAGCAAGAGCCCUAAAACAGGUACAGCGGCAUCAGCGAGAGGUCGUGGUGCGCUUAGUUCUUCUUCUUUCUCAACUACAGGAGCAGGAUCCACCACGGCGGCCAGUGCGCACCAUUCUUUGAAGAAGGACUACUAUGCGCGGGCGAAGAGAUCGCUGGAAAACAACUAUUCCCAGCACGUGGAGCAGCUGGCAAGGAAGAAACUGAACGAGGAGCUGCGGCAGAUUGAGCUGCUGCUCAAAACGGAAAGGGAGCAGAACGAGAAAUUGGAAGGCAAGAAGAAGCAAAUCCAAGAGCGAAUUUUCCAGAAGGAACAGAACGAGCAAAACAAGCUCUUGAAAAUCAGCCAAGAGAAGACGGAACUGCUGGAACAGGAGCGGCACAUCGCAGAAAAGCUGGAGAGCGUGGAGGCAAAGGAGAGCAGGAGAGCCUUGGAGGACAAGGCCCGGCAGUUACGGCUGAUGCUCAGCCAGGACGUGGUCCCGGUUGGAUCCGACGCCUGGAAAAAGCAGCAGGAGCUGGAUCUGGAAGAAGAGGCGAGAAGACUGAAAGACGAAAAUCUAGAGCUGGUGGAGCGACUGCGUAUCUACUUAUGCACUACAGUUUUCGGAUGGUUUUGUCUUCUUCAAACAAUACAAUAGGAUGUGCUAACAGAUGAUCCUUCUCGAAUGGAAGAAGUAGGCGGGACAAAACGCGUGCUAGGACCCACAGACAAGCAAACGCAUGCAUCGUUGACCUGGAUCACUACGAUCUCUAUCUCUGGAGCGUUUUCCUUCUCUCUUUAUGUUCUGCAUGAGAGGUGCAGCGAAAAUGUCUGUCUAGGACGAGAAUUCACGAGUUUAUUAUCCCAAUUUGACAGGCGAAGUCCCGGUUGUUUCCGAGGAUUUACCCACGCUGGAAGCCGCGAAGCAUUUGCCUUUCAGCACAACAAGGACUGGCAACAAGGCAUCGACAUCGUCAAGCACCACCAAUGGGAAUAACAAAAGUUUGAUCGCGAGCAAGAUUCCGCCGAAGAAAUUGACCAUUUUCGACAAGGAUCUGGUCACGGAGGAGACGGUGAUGAAAAUUUUACCGAAGAAAAACGAGCUGCCGGAGUUCCAGCUUUGGAAAGAACACUACGCGACGCGGACGGAAGGGGUGGACGUACACCAGGAACCAAAGUACUUAAAAGUCAAUAGAAAAAUCACUUCACAUGUUGUACUCGUCGUUACAGUUCUCUUAUGAACGCAAGUAAGUUCAUGCUGCAUGAUGAAGAUGAUGAUGAUGAUGAUAAUCAUAUGAAGUGAGGUCAUACAUCAUUCUACCAGGUACUAGAUGAACCUCUCACCAAUGCUGGCCCAGCCGGCUCAGUGCCGCAGUCUGUCAAGAUCACUAAAGACGUGAAUGAGCGUAGUCAGCACAAAAAACCAAAUGACUCACGCAAAAAUCAACAGAAUCCUCCGCAAAGAGCCCUUGCAGUACACGAACAAAACGGAAUUGGACACGCCCGACGUCAAUCUGGUGCCCACCACUCUGAGUGCGAAUUUGGAAAAAAUCAAGCAUUCCGGCCAGCUGAAGGACCUGGCGCGGGAGUGUAUUUCCGCACGACAAAUUCCGUUGCCCAUGAAGCCCGGCAUGACAAUGGGGUACAAUCCCCACAACCCCUACGACAAAUCCAAACCAAUCAACUCUCCCCGGGUGCCGCUGAGCACGCCGCAGUUUGCGCCUGCGAGAAUCAAACCCGUGUCGAUGUUGAUAAGUAGUCCCCGAACUACCACGACGAGCCGCAGUAGUCAUGUCGUGUACCGCUCCUCAACCAGCUUGAGUCCGCGGCAGCAGUCGCGGAACGUGGUCGGGGUGCGGUUGAGCCCGCGGGGACCGGCGGGAGGUGGCAGCGUCGCCGUGAAAAAUGGUGGUGGUUUAGAUGGUGCUCAAAGAUCGUCCACAACCAGUGUUCGAAUCGCAACUGUGUCUAGUAGUAGUCCAAAAACUACGAACGACGGCGGUGGAGCACGACAAGGAGAGGAAGACGACGUGUUGGCAACUUCUUCAGCAUCAAGGAACAAAAACUCCAGUUUGAAGACCUUGAAGGGGAACGGGCUCCGCGGGCGUCAAGUGUCAAACUCCGACUUGACAAGAAGCGGGGGCAGGUCAAGGUCACGCUCGGCGUCGCCAGGAGGAGUCGGAAGUAGAACCGAAAAAAUAUCAAGAGCUAUUUCAGCGGGUGACGGUGACGCAGCCUCACCUACAACUUCCGGUGAGUGUAAAAAUCUCAAAGCGCAACAGCAGGCGAAGAUGAAGCGCCAACAACAGCUCCUCAUGGGACACAUCGACGCGGACAGUCCAACCAUGGACCAACAUCAUGACGCUGAGUUUUCUAACAACCCAUCAGGUGAGAUCGAUCUACUUCUCUCCGCGUCCCCGGCUGCCAUGUCCCCGGACAGCAACUUUCACACGAACUCGGAGCGGAAGCGGUACAAAAACACGCGGAAGUUGGAGUCGUUUAUCAUCAAAAAUCUAGACUUUGCGGCCGACGAGGCGGCGGGGUUUGCUCGGAGGAGUGGUGCCGGAAAAAUAAGCCAAAGAACCAAAAGAGACGAGCAAGCACAGAGUAGUCGCAGCCCUUCUCCAUCGCUGGCAAUGGUUCAUCUCUCUUCGCCCGCACGGAGUGAGAAAAGGGGGUUAGCGGAAGUAGAUCAUGACAGCAUCCGCGAAAGAAAAUCCACCAUUGCACAAGAAGAAAAGCGAGCAACCGAUCCUGUUUCGCCCAUAGGACCAAGAACUUCCGACGACUUAUAUCACCCCGACCUCGAGACGAACGCCAAUCCGGAAAAAGUCUUCCGGCAAGUGCUGCAGAAGAACAAAAAAAUGACGAACCUGCACGCAGCAGGUGGUCCAACUGGUUGUAGUAACGCGGCAACAUCAGCUAGUACCGCGAAUCACGCAUCUAAUGGAAAUGGUACAACUGGACGUGUUACAAGACCUCCGAGUGGGGCAAGAACCGCGACGGCAUCGCGCAGUAACAGAAAAAAAACUGGAACAAGCUCCAUUGACGGAGCAGCUGCUGCGCAAUCUUCAACCUCCAGUUCGAAUGUAGUCGCACCUGCUCGGCACCAGCCAAAGAGUUCGAGAAGCAGUAGGCUGAUCCCCACUUCUUCUUCGUUGUCGCGCGACAACGCCGCAUCUCUUGCACGGCAGUCGCCACGGGGAGCUGCUGCAGCGGGGGCGGGAAACAAAGGUGUCAGGACCGCCGCGAGAAUCGCCUCUACCGCAGGGAAGCAAGCGAGAAUAAACAAUGCGCCGUCCAAGAUGAAAACGCGUGACGACCACACAAGACAUGCAACUACGUCGAGUUCUUCAUGUUUCGCGGUACACGACGAAGAUCCGCAGCAAGAGUUAGGCUAUGAACAACUGCGGCCCUAUUCCGCUGGAUGUUCCCUCUUUUUCUGUUCUGCUUCUGUUGCGCGGGCGCCGUCACCGCGCACCAGGCCCGGCGGGCCCAGCGUCCCGAUUCAAUCGGCGAAACAGGUCGCGCCAAGGUGUUUCGCCGAUUUAAUCGCUGGCGUUUUGUCGAAACAGGUCGCGCGGAGGUGUUUCGACGUCGAAACACCUUCGCCCGAGCUGUUUCGCCGCUAGAAUCGAGAAUCUCGGCCUGGUUGGCGUUCGUCUGCGCAGCCUUUUUUUUCUUGGCCGGCCCUCGUUCCAGAGGUUUUUCCCAGGUGGGCGAUAGCUCUGUGUGGGAGGUUGGGCCGCACCUUGCUUGGCCCUGCGAGCGAGACGCGCACUGCCGCUGUGCGACAACGUGCGUGCCUGCCCAGUUCAUCUUAUUUUUGAAUCAUGGUUGGCGCAGAGCCCGUAGGGCUCACGGCCACCGAGACCACCACGCGUUUCUUGGUAGGCAGGGGUGAAUGGAAGGCCAGCAACCUCGGGCGCGCGGGGACUGCUCGGGCCAAUUUUCGUCCUUUUGCUUUUAUUUGUUGCCUGGCGUGGGGGUGGGUCUAGCGACUGUGGCCUGACCCAGGCCCUCCUCUCCAAGAAUCGACGCACAACGUGUGCGUUGGGCCGGGCCGCCGGAGCUCGGCAGCGGCGCAUUGCAUGCGCAUUUCGCUGCGGAGGGGACCUAGCCCGGUGCAGUGCCGACCGUCUAACCUUGUCAGACAGUAUAGUCGUAUUAGGGAGCCGUGGCCCGACGCGAAGCCGGCAGCCAGCUGCCCUGUUUUUGCACGCGCUCGGCGAGUCGGUAUUGACAAGGCGCCCGGCCGCGCUAUGGAGCGCGGCUGCAUGCUCCGUUUGCGUUUGGUAUGCGGACAUAGAUAUGCGUGAGCUUGUCUUGCCAUGUGAAUUGCUCUGGUGGCCGUCGUUUAUAUGUUCUCUUCCGCCCUCUUUGCCGGGGGCGUAGAGCCUUAUUUCCAAAUGGGGCGCCACAGUGUAAAUCCCACCUGGCAACAGCGGUCGGAAAGUAGUGAGGCCGCGAUCGGGCGUGAACCGCGCCGGCGCCUGCACGUUCGCAGAGCCCUUUUUGCGGCGUUUGAGGUGCACCGUCGGGCUCUAAACGGCACAACCUACGGCGGCAGCGCACUCGUUUCCGCUAGCUAUCGUGAUUAUUUCCCGAUAGCUAUCGUAAUCGCGAUGGUACCGGAAUAAAUGAGUGUGCGUCCAUAGCGGUACACGACGAAGAUCCUCCACAGCAAGAGUUUUCAUCUACUUCCGGUGAGGUGCGAGUGCGUGAUCCCCAGUUAGUAGGCAGAGCAAACGACGACGUCGCGUGUUCUAAUUCCUGUAGCUUCUCUACUUCUGCGCUCGCUGCUGGCUGUAACGAUGAUUGUGCAGGAACUACCUCUUCUACAGAACCAGUGGCCGUCGUGGCGGAGAAAAACAGAAACUACACCCCUCGACGCACCCAGCCUUUGCUCAUAAAGUCUGGCGUGACAAGAGUCAGUAGGCAGCAUGAGGCUACACUUGAUGCGGAAAACAACUACAGCGCCUCUGAGUCGUGCUACAACUUAGAUGACCAGGAGCACGAUGAACUACACGAAAUCCUGGUGACGGAAGUGCACGCGGUCCAAGCUUCCCCCCGGCUCGCGGAGGAGCAGAUGCGCGUGGGCAACUUCGCUUCCUCUGCGAACAAAUUCGAAAAACUCGCCGCACGGAGGAUAGUUUCCCCGCCGCGAAACGUGGUGGGCGGCACUACAAGUAACAUGGCGAGCCCAGCAGGAGGAACAGGCUCAUCUUCGCCGUCAGGUACUAGAGCGCACCAGUUCCAGGAGCAGCCGCAAAGUAAGCGAAGUGGUCAGAAGCACUUUCAACAUCAAGAAGAAGGCACUACUGCUCUCGUCAUUCCCGCCGACACACAAUGGACCCGGGCUACCGGAUACUGGAGCCCGAAUUCUUCCGUGGCGCACAUGCUGACUUUAGGAACAACGAGCAACGACCAGCAGUUGCACAAGAUCGAAAUGCCCAAGCUGCGGAUCACGGAGAAAUGCAACGGCGUUUUCACCCCCAGGUUGAACUACACAAAUUCCGCCCGCUUGAAGCAGGCGGACUUGAGUUCCUGCGGCGGUGUUGUCAAAAAUAUUCCAUCUCCCGUGGCGGGGGCGGCUAGUAGUGCUUCCUCUAGUGCUGGCUUUGCCCAACUCCAACAUCAUCCCGCAGUUGUUCAUCAACAUUUGCGUGAUGCAACAAGACAAGUAGCUCCUGGAGUCAGCUCGCUGUUGAGCACUCCACGUGCGACGAUUGGCGGGAUCGGGGUGCGAUCCAGUAUUGGUAUGAUGAAGAACAACCCCGAAACUACGACUGUCGUCUCUGGAGCAGGUCCUGGCAUCACUACCACUAAGAGCGGAGUAAACACCUACUGCUCUGCGCAAGCUGAAAAACAAGCAGUUGUCCUUGCCUCCCCGUGCUCGCCUAGAAACUUGCCACCUCCCUCGACAAGCAAAGUCACCUCGUCUAGCAAAGGUAGCACGGAGCGACGUGGAGGACGGGGACCUGGUGUGAACAAUAAAAAUCACACCACAAAAAGUCCGUCCAGCAAGGUUACGGUUGAUCUGGAAGAUGCGGACAGGCACAAUCACGAAGCUACGGUAGUACCGAACUACAAUACGACGUCCUCGCACUCACAGUCCGUGUUGAUAUUGCAGCACUCUCAGGAGGAGAGAACGAUUGAUCUGCAGUCGGAUGAAGCGAAUGAGACCUAACACUAAAAGAAGAAGAACUACGACUGUCGACCACGGCAUCCGGUCCUCGUGAGAGGAGAUGAACCUAGGAACAGAAGAUGCAGCUAGGAAAGCCUGUUCAGUGCUACUUCUACUAACAAUAGAGACCGGUACGCUCUGAGACCUAAAACGCGAAACACGACGGAACUACGAAGGCCGCUUGUUAUUUUUCGGGAAAUUAAAUACCGUGAAGCACGUAUAUCGCCCGUGAAACAGAUUGCCCGUUCUCCGGGGGAUCCGCCCUCGCCCGCGGGGAUCCGCCCGCUCCCCGGGGGAUCCGCCCUCGCCCCCGGGGAUCCGCCCUCGCCCCCGGGGGUCCGCCAACUUCCCCGGGGAUCCGCCCUCUUCCCGGGGAUCCGCCCGUUCCCCGGGGAUCCGCCUUCGCCCAGGGGAUCCGCCCGCUUCCCGGGGAUCCGCCUUCGCCCCGGGGAUCCGCCCGUUACUCGGGGAUCCGCCUUCGCCCAGGAGCCCGCCCAUUCCCCGGGGAUCCGCCUUCGCGCAGGGGAUCCGCCCGUUACUCGGGGAUCCGCCUUCGCCCAGGAGCGCGGGCGCCCAUUCCCCGGGGAUCCGGCUUCGCGCAGGGGGUCCGCCCGCUUCCCGGGGAUCCGCCUUGGCCCCGGGGAUCCGCCUUCGCCCAGGGGAUCCGCCCGUUACUCGGGGAUCCGCCCGUUACUCGGGGAUCCGCCCUCGGCCCGAGGGUCUCCCCGCUCCUCGGGGAUCCGCCCGCUCCCCGGGGAUCCGCCUUCCCGCAGGGGAGCCGCCCGCUCCUCGGGGAUCCGCCCGUUACUCGGGGAUCCGCCCGCGCCCCGAGGAUCCGCCCGCUCCUCGGGGAUCCGCCCGCUUCCCGGGGAUCCGCCUUCCCGCAGGGGGGCCGCCCGCUCCUCGGGGAUCCGCCCGCUUCCCGGAGAUCCGCCUUCCCGCAGGGGAGCCGCCUUGGCCCAGGGGAUCCGCCCGUUACUCGGGGACCCGCCCGCUUCCCGAGGAUCCGCCCGUUCCCCGGGGAUCCGCCCGCGCCCCGAGGAUCCGCCCGUUACUCGGGGAUCCGCCUUCGCCCAGGGGAUCCGCCCGCGCCCCGAGGAUCCGCCCGCUCCCCGAGGGCCCGCCCGUUCUCGGGGAUCACCUCGGUGGACCCGGCUGGUCUUCGGGGGAUCCGCCCUCGCCCCGGCGGGCCGGUCCGCCUCCCGCGGAGGGAUCCGCGCGCCCUGGAUCGCACCUUUUGCCCGGGGGGGUCAAGCCUACGAACUUUCUUUGGGUGGGUCCUCCUCAGUUCGGGGGAUCCGCCCUCGCCCCGGUGCUUUCGCUCCAGCCUCCGGGGAUCUCCCCUUGCCAGGGGGGAUCCGAUAUUCGUGCUAGCCCCUCGGACUGCGCCGGCCCUGCGGGGCUGCACUCCCUCCCCGACGGGCACCCGGGCUGCCCGGGGCGGGUGCGCCCUUGCGCCAGAGGCUCCGGCCUUAGCUAGGGGUCCCUGCCCUUGCCGCGUUGGCGGUGAGCACGGGCACCGGCAAACCGGCGCACAUUUCUUGCUUCGGCUUGGUUCUUACAAGUUGCCAACUUGUGUGGUUUGUGUGGUUGUCUAAACGGCGUUUUGACAACCAAAGCGCGGCAAAUGUGGCGGCCUGCAACCGCGUGGGGUCUUGAUAACCAAGAGAGGACAACGCGGGCCGUGUAGUUAAGACAGACUGACGCAGCGCGCUUGCAGACACGCCGAAGGCCGCGCGCCUGCACCCGAGUGCGUUUCAAAAUGUGCGCCGGUUUGCCGCAAUGUCCGUGGUGCCGCAUCAGAGGGCUGCGGAGCCCUUCGACGGUCCAUGUGCACAGCCCUCUGGCCUCUGGCCAAAUCGGGACGGACCAUGCCACCGGGGGAGGCCCUUCCGAAGCGGCCCAAAUUGGGCCAGAGGACCCGACAGAGGAUCUCCGGGUCCUCUGACGAGUCCGCUGUAAAAUCCCAUGGUCAAAUCGAGGCCAUACCACCGGGGGAAGGUCGCCCCAGGCGGUCCAAAUUGGGCCAGAGGACCCGCCAGAGGAUCUUCGGGUCCUCUGGUGGGUCCUCUGUAAAAUCCUCUGGUCAAAUCGAGGCCGUACCAUCGGGGAAAGGCCGCCCGAGGCGGUCCAAAUUGUGCCAGAGGACCCGACAGAGGAUCUUCGGGUCCUCUGACGGGUCCGCUGUAAAAUCCUCUGGCCAAAUCGAGGCCGUACCACCGGGGGAAGGUCGCUCCAGGCGGUCCAAAUUGGGCCAGAGCACCCGACCGAGGAUCUUCGGGCCCUCUGACGGGUCCUCUGUAAAAUCCUCUGGUCACGUCAAAUCGAGGCCGUGCCAUCGGGGAAAGGCCGCCCGAGGCGGUCCAAGCAAAUUGGGCCAGAGGACCCGACAGAGGAUCUUCGGGUCCUCCGACGGGUCCUCUGUAAAGUCCUCUGGUCAAAUCGAGGCCGUACCAUCGGGGAAAGGCCGUCCGAAGCGUUCCAAAUUGUGCCAGAGGACCCGACAGAGGAUCUUCGGGCCCUCUGACGGGUCCUCUGUGAAGUCCUCUGGUCAAAUCGAGGCCGUACCACCGGGGGAAGGUCGCUCGCUCCAGGCGGUCCAAACAGCAGGAGUGCGCCGGUUUGCCGCGCCUCCCAAUCCGGCGGCAAACAGCACGGGACUCUGCCACUUGGGUCGUUUUCUGUGUUGUUUUGAAACGUUUCGCCAAAGCAAGCACAAUCACGGGCGGACUGCGUCGCCACAAGAGGCAAAUCGCGUGACAUUUACGAGGCCAAUCAACACGACGGGAGUACUCUCCGGCGGCCGCGCUGGUUUUUGAGGCUACAGGAGCGGAAGCCGUUGUUUUUUAGGUCCCACAGCGUGCCCUUCUCUAACAAUAAGCAAGUGCAAGUAAUGAAAGUAAGUACAAAUACGCUACAAACCACACAGAUGGUGCUACGUGAUGUGUAAGAUAUUCAUGUUUUUACGACGAGAAAAACGCACAAGCAAUUUUGAGUUUAGAAAAAUGUUUCCGUGUUUCAAUGAUUUGCGAAGUAUUCGGGUCUGACUCUGAUCAAAUAAAUUUUGUGAAUAUACGUUUCAGCACCAAAGUCAAAAUGGAAUUUUGUUGUUAUGAUUGGGGAGAGCCUGUCGAGGACACGAAUGCACUUUCAUUUUAUGUCAUACGCACUGACUCUGCUGCUAGUAUUGCCGAUAUGGUCGCGGUGAGUCUAGCUCGAGCUUGUUGAUACGAGGAAGAUUGAUGAAGCAAUGGCACUGUAUCAUGAAUAAAGAUGAAUCGCCACAACAGAGAUAAUAGACACACUCGCUACGUUUUUCCG